CGUCUCGCCCUACUUCAUUUCCAAGAUGGCGGACAGCGCGAGCGAAAUGAGCGAGAGCGAGUCGACAGAUGGGGGAGGGAGUAAGGCCACUUCUCCCACCGAGGAGCUCCACAACCGCAUCAGUUCUCUCCAGCAGGAGAACAGAGUCCUCAAGAUAGAGCUGGAGACCUUCAGGAUGCGCUGCAAGGCGCUACAGGAAGAGAACAAGGCGCUACGCAAGGCCAGUGUGUCGAUCCAAGCCCGUGCUGAGCAGGAAGAGGAGUUCAUCAGUAACACUCUCCUGAAGAAGAUCCAGUCUCUCAAGAAGGAGAAGGAGAAACUGGCCAUGAACUACGAACAGGAGGAAGAGUUCCUGACCAACGAUCUGUCACGCAAGCUCAUGAAGCUGCGUGAAGAGAAGGUCCAGCUGGAACAGACCCUGGAGCAGGAGCAGGAGUUCCAGGUUAACAAACUCAUGAGGAAGAUCGAGAAGCUUGAAAAUGAGAUCCACCAGAAGCAAAACAACUUGGAACAGCUGCGUCGUGAGAAGGUGGAAUUAGAGAACACCCUGGAACAGGAGCAGGAGGCUCUGGUCAACCGGCUGUGGAAACGCAUGGACAGACUGGAGGCAGAGAAAAGACUGCUGCAGGAGAGGCUGGACCAGCCUGUGUCGGCGCCGCCUUCACCGCGAGAACUGACGGAGGGUGACACGGCACAGAACCUGACCAUGCACGUACAGUACCUGCGUAACGAGGUGUCCAAGCUCAGGAGACAACUGGAGCUCGCACAGCAAGAACAUGCGGAGAAGAUGGCUCACUACGUAGCUGAGGAGAAGCAGAUAAAGGAGGAGAACGUGAGGCUGCAGAGGAAGCUGCUGAGGGAGAUGGAGAGAAGAGAGGCGCUGAGCAGACAACUGUCGGAGAGUGAGUCCAGUCUGGAGAUGGACGAGGAGAGGGCCUUUAAUGAGAUGGCAUCCCACGGUGGGAUCCGACCGCGUACGGUGUCCAGCCCCAUCCCCUACUCCCCCUCCUCCAGCCGCUCCAUGUCACCAGGUGGGAAUGAAGGACAAAGUGCGACGUUCAGCCACUCUCCGUUCGGGCCCCCCUCCCCACUCAGCCGCUGCUCUUCCUCCAGCUGUAGUUUCCAGUCUACUCCCAGCAUGCACUUCACCAGCAUGUCACCACCUCUGCGGCCAGCCAGCAGACCUUCUUCCAUUAGUAGCCCUGACAAGGGAUUUGCCAAGCCUGCCUCCCCUCUACAUAGUGGUUCGCUCCAGCCAUAUGCACUCCAACAUGGCCGCCGCUGUGGUUUGUACAAAUGUAAAUUAAUGUUCAGCUUAGUGAUGUAUAACUGUUGCCUUCCACAAUGAAGAUGAAAACCCUAGAAAUGUGAUGUUGCUUCACAACUGAGUCUCUAGCUAUAGGAUACCCUUGACAAAUGCUUUGGACUGGUAGAUGUUCAGUUCGUUAGAUUUAACGAGAGACUUGAAAGGGUUAUACAGAAAGAAAACACUGUAUCUUGGUGACUUAGACAACGUAAAUUUGUAGCCAUUUGAUUGGAGAGAAGAGUUAUUUUUUCUUUGCUGGCUAAUCUUUUGUAAAUGCUGUUGGAAAGAAAUGUAAAAGCUAUUAUUCCUAAGUAUGUGGUAUUGAUUUAAAGUUUAUAUAUAGUAUGACUUGGUGCUGAGUUGGACUAAGGCUAUACUGCUGCUGUAUUCUUUAUUACUUUCCACAAAGAAGCCACAAAGUUUUUUCUAUCUUUUCAUUUCUAGAUUUUGUUGCUUUUGCAGUUAGACUGAUAGAUACUUGCUGCCUUUGUUUCAAAUGCUUGAAUGUGACGUGCGAAAGAUUCGAGGCUUGAUGUUUGAAGUUACAUGUAGAUGGCAGUGUAAGCUUGUUACUUUUUUGUUUAGUGUGUAUCUGAGGAUGUUACCUUGGUUUUUAGGGCGUUAAUUUUGUGUUAAAUUCCCAAGUUUUGGUAACCACCAUCUACAAUGUACUGGCUUCUUGUGACAAUGACUAUUCUGGUUAUAUUAGUACUACACUAUACACUGAAUUUUCAUUGUACAUGUACUUUAAUAUGACAAGGUUUACAGCUUUGAAACCCUGGUUUGCAACCCUAAACCUUGGGAAAUCCCUGUGUCCACAACUUUAAUUUGCUUUAAUUGUCUUCAUUGUUUUCUAUAAAAUUGUGUCUGGAAAUUUAAGAAAAAAGUGUGUAACAGCUGUGCAAGCUUAUUUAGUACAAUGAUUUGCAAUUAUGGUAGUUUGUUGGUUGGUUGACAAGCUUUGCUCAGUUUGUUUUGUAGAUACAUGUACAUGUAAGUAUACUGUAAAAGAAUCUAUCUGAUAAUUAUGUAUUGCAUGGUGGAGUGUACUGAAAAGUAAAAACCAUGCAGCUUUCC
Molecule: messenger RNA, 2383 nt
Organism: Branchiostoma belcheri (Belcher's lancelet)
Lineage: Eukaryota; Metazoa; Chordata; Leptocardii; Amphioxiformes; Branchiostomatidae
Product: coiled-coil domain-containing protein 6-like
Exons: 9
Coding region: 26-1348 (440 amino acids)
Source: RefSeq, a predicted model, not a curated record